GAUAGGACGGGAUAGUGUUAAAGUUAGUACACGAUAAGACGUCUGUGACAUAAUUUGAGAGGAAAUCUGAGAACUUUAUCUUAUGUUAAUGAAGAUGGUAGUGAUAUGAAAACACCUAACGAAGUAAAACAUGGACAAUGAAAGUUUUGAAAACAUAGAUUCCGGUAACGAGAAAAAACAUACAAAGUGCAAUACUGAUGAAGGUUUCGAUAAUGUAGAUAAGAGAUUUCGCAAUGUUCGCAAUAUUGAUACACAUAGUUUAGGCAAUAGAAUAGACCCUACGAAUGGAGACUUUGAACAGGAUGAUGAACUUAAAAGCGACAAAAAUGAAGAACAAGACGUGAACACAGACGAUAACGACAAUCAGCGAGAGUUCGUACAAGAAGAAGAUAAGGUAAACAACAAUGAGGAUAAAACUACAGCUGAUUCAGUCGGGAACCACUCAACACGUGUAAAUGGAAACGGAAAUAAAACUGAUUUCAGUUCAAACCAUACAGAUGAGAAUUUAGAAUCACCGCAAGAUACUGUGAAUCAUAUAGAUGAACCAAAGGAAUCCGAAAAUAAAUGCAACAAUGUCGAUACUGAAAAUCAUAACAGGAAGUCAUCUGAUGAAAGUUUGGAAACCGAUGAAGAAGAAAUUUUACAAAAGACAAAAUUUGUAAAUUCCGACGUACCUAGACGUCCUUCUAGAUCUCGCCGUUCAGGUGUGGUGAAUGAUACAACUUUCAUAGAACGUUUAUUGUCUACAGAAAGUUCAACAGAAGAUGUAAAUAAUGAUGAUAUACUAGAUUUAAUUCAGAAAGAGGCUGACAUUAACAACAGUGUUAAUGAGGAAGAUUCGUCAAAACAAGCAAAUUUCUUUAUUGGCACUCCUCCGCCAACAAAAACAGCAGUUGAUCCUUUGGAGAAAGAAAAUACGUCAAAAGAAAACGAGGCAACAUAUGAAAACGAGGCAACAUAUAAACCACUUGAAGCUGCACCAGAUGUAUAUUAUGAGGAGGGACCAAAACGACUGAAAAGACAUACCAUAGAAAAAGAAGACUUUUCAGGUGCUAAGACAUUUCAAGAUAAGAAUAAACUUAUUGUGAAGUAUCCAAAUAGAAAAGUCAGUUUUGAACACCGUCUUUUACAUGUUCCCGAUCCACAUGAUAAAACAAUAUCACCAUUAACAAUAGACGUUGGCUCUGCAUCUCCGAAACCUAUUCUAAAAACACCAACACGACGAACUAGUUUUGAGUCGCAUAUGGUUAGACAUAUACAACCGACGGGACAUUUAAAUUAUGGUUAUCUUCAUGAUGAAUUCAAAGAUAAACUUGAAAAGAGAAAAGUAAGUUUAGAAACAAGACAUUUCUAUAAUCAGGAUUCUGAAUUAUAUGAUGACAAUGAGUAUGAAAAUUAUACAGAUGGAAACUCGAAACCUGGAAUUGAAACAGGACAAUUCGUUAAACGGGAAAAGGAAAACGGCGUCAGCUUUCAAAAUGGUACUUGUGAAAGAUCAAAUUCAGAUGAAGACUUUUCAAAUGGCGAAUUGAGAAGUUUUUCAAAGCGACCAAGUCUAAUAUUUGACGACGACUGUGAUAUAAUAAAUAAAAACUUUUCUGCACAUCUCAGGAAAGAUUCCAUUGCUCUGACUAGUGAGAAACUUCACCAGCUUGAAAGUAUUCAUCGACAUUAUAACUCAUGUGAUUAUGAUAUGAAAGAAUCGAAGUGGAAGAAAGCGUUGUCGAAUUGGAAGAAGUUCCAGCUUCAUCUGUGCGUAAUCUGCAUAUUUAUUGCACUAUUGGCAAUCGUCAUUGUAGGAUGGCAUUUUCAUCAUAGAUCUAGUAAAAUAGAGAAAAUUGGCAAGCGAAUAUUUUUUGACCCAGCAACACAUGAAAUUUAUUUAUCAAACCCAGGAGAUACACACAGAUUAAAUGGUAAGAUAGGUAUUAAUGUGCCAACGUGGCAAUUGCCGUUCCAUUGUCAUACGGAGGCUGAAAAAGCCACGUAUACAUGUUUAAGAUGGAAACAUGGUGCCAUUCUCCGAAUAUCUUACUUUGAAAGACCCGAUGUCAAUUGUUAUAACAUCUCAUGGGAACAAUUGAAGCAUGAUCUUAUACCAUUCGACUGUUUUGAUCUCGGAGCAGAUCAAUGGUACGGACCAGGUAAUCAGUCAAGCCCUUUUUGGCCUUUGAAGUCCGAGUCGUUUGAAUUUAGUGCAUCUAUGUCCAGACAUUUUGAUGCUGGCACGUUUAGUUCUGCGAUUGAUUACCACUGGAUUUCCUCUGGAGGGUCCGCUAUAUUUGUUCCAAAUGAUGUUCCCCUAGAAGUUAAAUGGAAUAAACGGAAGGGUCAAAUGUGCCUGAUUUCUAAAUAUUCAGGUGAUUUCUAUGGAGGUCACACGUUAGAAAACGCACGCUUGAAUUACACCAUUUGCAGUGGGAAAGAUGCUGUUACAACCUACAAAUAUACAAGAACACUAAUGGGUAAAUUACCCAAAAUAUUACCUUCGAAAUCAGUUCUUGAAAAACCAAUAUGGUCGGCUCGAAUCAAUAGUACUAUCGAUAUAGACAAGGAAAAAAUUACAACUAUGCUGCAAAAACUCAAAGAUGAAAAUUUGAAAUGCAGCGUGUUUGAAAUAGCUGGACAGUGGCAAAAACGGUUUGGGGAUUUGGAUUUUAAUAACAAUACAGUAAACAAUAUUUUCAAUAUAAGCGAAUUAGUUACAAGUAGGGACUGUUCACUUUCAGUAGAGAUUAAUCCUUACUUUGAUGUUUUGUCUUCCAAUUUCAAAGAAGGCAUUAAAAAAGGAUAUUUCAUUAAAGAUUCGGGAAAACAUGCCCCUGGAAUUGUAAAUUUUCGAAAUGAAAUGAAUGCAAUGCUGGAUGUAUCUGAAACGGAUGCAAGUGAUUGGAUGAAAUAUAAAUUAGGACAGCUGAAAGAACGAUACAAUAUUCAAAGUUUUUCGGUUAUAUACGGGGAACCCUAUUGGAUACCAUAUAAUCCGUCGUUUCAUGCAUCAAAUCUUAAUCCCAGUACACUUCGUGAAAAGUUUUCUGAAAUGUUUUCUUCGGUCGUUUCAACUUCAGAUUCAGAUAUAAUUCAAGGAACGUCAAACUCGCAGAAUAUUCCACACCUUAUACCAGUUCCAGCAAAAAUCACGAUGCGUAAGGAAAAACUAUGUUUAACUGGUGUGAUAGAAAGAACAUUAGCUUUGGGUAUCAAAGGAUAUCCAUUUGUUGUCUCGGAUCUGUUUCCAGAUGGCUCGAAUAAAAGGAGAAGACUACCCUCUAAGGAUCUGUAUAUAAAAUGGAUCCAGUUAUCAGCCUUCUUUCCAGCAAUGCGAUACAGUAUAAUGCCGUGGGAAUAUGAUCAAUCAGUUAUAGAAAUUGCCAAAAAUAUGACAAAGGUACACAAAUUGUAUAUCACAGGGACCGUUUUAUCGCUAAAGGGAGAAAUCCAAGCUGGUUUACCGAUAAUAAGACCAAUAUGGUGGGUAUUUCCAGACGAUGAAGAAGCGUUCAAAGUUUCAGAUGAGUUCUUGGUAGGAGAUAACAUAUUAGUUGCACCCGUUCUGUGUGAAGAUGUAAAUCAAAUAAAGAUAUAUUUUCCAGAAGGUAUGUGGAGUGAUAAAUCAAAUGGUCAGUUGAUACAAGGUAAAAGUUGGAUUACCUAUGAAGUGAACAAGAAUAAAAUACCCUACUUUUUUAGGGUAAAAGUUCUUUCUAACGAGGUGGCUCUGGAUUAAUUAUAGAUCUACAAAUAUGUACUGGUGAAUUAUAUAGAUAUCUAUGGAUAAUUAUUGUGUUAGAGAUUGUAGAAAAAUAACUUAUUCUGCAGUCAAACUUAAAAAAAGGAAUAUCGCAGUAACUGUUAUCUUAUAUGUGCCUUAAUGCUACAAAACGAUCCUGCAAGAUGUCAAAGAAAAAAAUUGAAGACAGGAUUUUGUGUAAAUUUGAAAACAUAGCACCAAAAACAAUUAGUUUGUUCUGUUUGUAAAUAUCAUUGUUACCAAAAACAUAAACGUGUAGGAGUUUAUGUUUCUCCCUUUUUCAACAACUACUUUUUCCAGAAUGUGAUGUAGAAUCAAAAUAUAUCUUUAAAAUUGAUUUUCUUUGUGAAUGUGGAACUCGAUUGUUAUCGAAUAAAGCUUUGAGAAAUAUUUUAAACUGUGCAGUGUUCAAACAUUUCCAAUCAGAGUUAUCGUAUUGUAAAAUAGUGCUAAUCAUUUAAUAUAUUAUUUGGAAUCAUUAGGUGCGUGUGAGAGAGGGACUAUAAUGUUUGGACGAAAACGAGGAAUGAAAGCUAUGGUUGUGAAAUAUUUAAUUCGAGUGUGCUAAUCUAGUCAUGUAUAAAUUAUUUGUAUUGCAUUAUAUAUUGAUAGGUUGUGUUUACAAUUCGUGUGUGCUUAUCUAGUCGAGUUGUAUAUGUUUAAUAUGAAACAACAAAUUUCCCAUGGACACUUACUAAAUAAGUAACCAUACGAAUAAUUUGUUAUUUACAUAUCAAAUUUAUACAUAUUUUAUUAUUUGAAUGAUUAUAUAGAUACACUACGUUUAAUUGUUAUGUUUUUGUUCUGUAAGGAAUUUCGUCAUUCCGCAUGAGUAUUACUCAAUAAAUGAGCGACUAAAUGGGACAUAUUAUUUUUGUGCAAAUCAUCUGUAAAUAGAAUGCAGUUUUUAACGAUCAUGUAACUCUUUUUAAAGCAGAAAUUGAAGUUUAUUUUCAUAAAUAUAUAUAUUUUUAACCACAUUUCUAUGGGUUUCUUUUUACAUUCUCUUCUUUAUAAUUUGAAAACGGUUAUUGUGCGUUUAAUGACAUUAACUAGCAUUAACUAGCAACAUUACGACAUGAUAAUUUAAUCGAUACAUCAAAUAUCGUUAUAAGUUUGUACACCAAACGCCCCUCUUCAGAUGAGUAGGACAAGUUCAACAUCUUUCUUCAAACGGUUUGAUAAGAUAUGUCCGACUGAUGAGAAUUGAGAUCACAAUGGGGUGGUAUGUAAGAGAAAGAAAGUUUAUGCUACUUUAGAAACCUUCUGGCUUCAAUAAUUUUUCCUAUGUCCUACUUUUUUAUUCAUUUAACAUAUCUUGUAUUUUAAUUAGAUUGAACAUUCUUCCAAGUUUAGAACAAUAUAAUAGUACAUAAAUGUUAUAUUCUUCUCCAUGCAUCAGUGUGAUUUAAUGUUAUAUAGAUAUAAUAUAACAAUGCCAUUAAGAAUACCAGGUUUCAAACUGUAGUACACCAGAGGAGUGUUUCCAUUUGAUUUUGCCAUUUGAUUAGGACAUUCCGUUUUGAAUUUCCUUGGAGUUCAUUAUUUUUUGUUAUUUUUACUUUUUUCCUCUAUACAAAAUUCAUAACUGUUGAUCAAAUGAAAACAGUUGGAAGAUGUAUUUAAUAAAGCAAUGGAGAGCACAAAAGCAAACAUUUUUUUCGAUCUUGCUACGGUGUUUAUGCCCAAGGGUAGAAAAAUAAAGUUUCAAAUUAGUUCGGCAUUUGGUUAAAAACUAAAUAGGUAGAUCUUACACCAUUAUGUGUUUAACCUACAUGGUCGAAAUUUAAUUGAAGUCAAAUCAUAAUAGUGUGAUCGGUUCAAAUAUUACACGUCCAUCAAUUACCCAUACUUGUCGUUUUGAAUAUUCAUGAAAUGUUUAUCCUUGGAGUAAAGCAAAGAGCGGUCAAUCAACAAAUUAAUAUCAGAAUAAAACAAACUAAAAAAUUUUGGUUUGCAUUUCUGUAUAGUUGUACUUCGUAUUUCAAUUUCCGUCGAAGAAAUUUGCUAUAAAUAAAUAUUCGAGAAACCGUCUGCAAAUAAUGUAUAUAAUUAUGUGAAGUGUACAAAAUGUUUUUUCAUUGUUUUAAUAAAGAAUUAUUUUGUGUG
Messenger RNA from Mytilus trossulus (common blue mussel), 5860 nucleotides. RefSeq lists its product as uncharacterized. The transcript has 3 exons. Bases 131 to 3727 code for a protein of 1198 amino acids. Gene Ontology annotation, molecular function: hydrolase activity, hydrolyzing O-glycosyl compounds. NCBI's taxonomy places the organism in Eukaryota, Metazoa, Mollusca, Bivalvia, Mytilida, Mytilidae. The record is from RefSeq and is a predicted model, not a curated record. Gene Ontology annotation, biological process: carbohydrate metabolic process.